Molecule: messenger RNA, 1475 nt
Organism: Blepharisma stoltei
Lineage: Eukaryota; Ciliophora; Heterotrichea; Heterotrichida; Blepharismidae
Source: the annotation of a GenBank genome assembly
AUGGACAUGGAUUACGAUUUUUCUGAAAACUAUGACUUCGCCUUACAAGAAGAAGACUUAGAAAUGCAAGUAGAGCCAGAGUGGAUGGCUCUCAAUCGGCAGUGGACUCAGAACAAUCCGUCAGUCCUGUUCCAAAAGCACUCCUCAGCAGUUCUUGAUGGUUGGGUUACUCUAGCACCUAUUGACCCAGGCGAAAAUUUAUUUAUCAAUGAAGGGUUCAUUAAUUUUAUCCAAAAAUACUUUUAUUUUUAGUAUAUUUCUAAAAAAAUAUGUUUCAAACCUAAUGAAGAGCCUAUGAAUUUAGACAAGCUUUUUAAGCAUCAGCCACCUCCUCGCAAGCGAAGCUUUAUGGACAAAAUGGAUUUGCCUUCACUAGUUGAAGACCCCGAUAACUUCAAUAUUGACAAGCUAUUUGCAGACUGUGACAGCUCUUCUGUAACUUCUGAUACCCGCAAGCGGCAGCUUUGAACUAAAUCAGAAGAAGAACAAUUGUAUAACUUUAUUAACAAUUCUUCAUAAUAUUAAAAUGACAGUUAUGGGAUAGGUCCAUUGUACCUGCUCCGCAGGUAGGGACUUAUGUGAAGGAGGUCGAUCCCCUGGAGAGUCUAGAGUGAAGAGAGAUGUCAGUGCUGAGUCUGGCACAGACCAGAGAAGUCUUUAGUGACUUGAUAACAUUAACGGUUCGACGGUUAGGACGGUCCAACUACCGUUGUUCAGGCUUUAAUCAAGUUGGGCCCCACAAAAGGAGACUGAAUAUUAAGGAAUUUCAAUUAAACUUAAACAAUUCUUACCCUCAUUCAAAAAUCCCUAAUGAAGCCUGAAAUCAGUUAGCCUUGCAGAUGGGAAGAAGCAUGUGCAGUUUAAGGACCAAAGCUACUCAGCUUAUGAAGCAUGGGCUAAAUCAUAAAGUUGAGCCUGCUAAAAGAACAAAAUCGACCAAACCUACCAUAAACACUAUGAUUAACGAAGCUUUAAAAUCUCUCCCAAACAAUACUGGGACAAAGGAAGAAAUUAUUGAAGCCAUUGAAAAAAAUUAUAAAGAUUAUUUGUCAAGUGAAGCUAAUGAAGAUAAUAAAGAGUACAGAUGGAAAAGAAGCGUAAAACAAAUCUUAUGCACAAGCUUCAAAAAAAUCCCUGGAUUUUACUCAUUAAAAAGCAGCACAAGAGUAGCUAAAGUCGCAAAUAAUUCUAUGAAUGAACAUAUAAUUUGGGCACUAAGAACUUAUGGGAAACUUACUAGGAAUGAAUUGAAAUGUAAAAUAAAAGAAAAAUUCGGGGAAAAUUUAAAUUCAGCUGUGAAUAGUGAAAGCAAUUUGCAAGCAUGGGAAAAGACUUUGCUUAAAAAAUUAUGUAGAUGCCCACUUAUAGACACAAGCCAAUCUGAUGAUAAAUACACUUAUAGAAGUUGUUCAGGAGCCCAGGCGUGAGCUCAAUCAGAUUCUUCAGUAAAUAACUCAAUUGGUUACGAUACGUAA